Schistosoma mattheei is the source of this 3657-nucleotide messenger RNA. The record is from the annotation of a GenBank genome assembly. NCBI's taxonomy places the organism in Eukaryota, Metazoa, Platyhelminthes, Trematoda, Strigeidida, Schistosomatidae.
AUGAAUGAAGUUAUUGUCGAACUAACCAACGCGUUAAAUGAACGUAAAGAAGAUUUAACAAAUUCAGUUAGUUUCGGUGAACGUUUACGUCGUGCAUUGCGUUUAUAUGCUAACGGUGAUUGGUUUCACACUAUAUCAGGUCAUCUAGAUCCAGAAACCAAUCGAUUAUUUAGUCAAUUAAAACGACGUGCACGUUUAGCUGAAGCUGGUUUAUAUGAUUUAGAAAAUCAGAUUGAAAGUUUAUCUACAGAAUUAAAUACAAUGGUUCAAUCGAAAAAUAUAAUAACAGCAACAGCAACCAUGCUGUCAUCACCUAAUCAACAGAGGAAAGAUAAGUUGUCGAUAAGCAAUAGUGUUAAUAAUGAUUCGAACAUCAUGCGUACUAUUGAUACAAAUGCUAAUCUUAUUCGAGCGGAGCGUAGUCGAGUUGAUUUUAUCGUGGAAAAUUUAAAACGCUUAGGUUUAAGCCCUAUGAAAUAUGAUGGUAAAUGUGAGAAAAAAAAAGGAAAACAAAAGUCUAUGCGUAAAAGUUUAAAUUGUUCAAGUAUUUCAUUCUUAAAUGAUUGCGCUCCCGAUCCCAGCGAUGAUACUGAUUUAAUGAAUCCAUAUCGAAAUAUGCUAAUUGAACGAGAUCAAGCUUUAUUACGCCUAUUUUCUAAUUAUAAAGUACCAGUUAUUUAUCCGUCGAAACUUUGUCCAUCCAUUUCACUCGAAAGUGAAACUGUCAAAGACCAAAAUCAAUCAUUUUCUGAUGUGCAAUCCGGAACAUUAAAUCAUUCACAGAUGAAAACUACAUCGUCUCCUGGAAAUAUGAAGAAUUCCAAGUUAGAACAGUUACUUGUUGUCUCAGGAGAAAUUGCCUCUAAUACCGAAGUCUCUAUUGUUCCCAAAUCUCCUUCUAAACCAUCGACUGAGAAAAGUGUGAAAGUUGUCAAUAAAACUGAAGCUGUUCCAUCAUCAGUAUCUACACCUCUUUCUCCUAAUACUCCUACUUCUGUCAUUAGUAGUAAACCACCAAAUAUAGCUUUUAAUUUGACAAGAAAUCAAAUUGCAAACAGUUCAACUGUAUCAUCAGUAGUAAAUUCUGCACCAGUUUCAAAUGUUAAACAAGAUGAUCCAAACACUACUACGUUCCAACAAUCAUUCUCACUGGGGAUGAAACCAAUUCAACAGCCCUUAUUCACUCAACCAAAUAUCACGUCAGCUUUCAAUGUAUCUUCAACUGCCAAUGAUAGUAGUAAUCUAUUCGUAAAGUCUACUUUAUUCAAGCCGCAAUCACCAUCAUCAUCACUGCCGAUCGUGAGUACAUCUAGUGGUAGUACUUCUAUAGGUCAAUCGUCUGCACCAUUCGUCGUAAACAAUUCCAAUGUUUCUAGUCCAGUUUUUCAAAAAAUUGGACCUACUAUCACCACUGCUAAUAAUUCUGCUACAACACUUGUCACAACAAUCAAUGAAACAAGUUUCAUCAAUUCUAACUCAGUUAUACCUACUACCAAUUCAUUGUUCAAUCCCUCAGUUAUUUCUAAACCUAUUGUCACCAAUCCAUCGAAUGUUUUCAAUAAUGCUUCACCGUGUAAAGAAACAGAUAAAAUUAAGAAAGAAAAUCUUGUUUCAAACAUCUCUUCAGCUAAUUUGCCUCAAACUACUACUGUUUCUUCUAAAUCAUCUGGGCUAUUCUCAUUUCUACCAACUCCAGUAUGUAGUAGUUCAGGUAUAAUGUUUGGGUUCGGACAAAGUCAAAAUAUCAGUACUGCUACUAUCAAUACUACGAUAAGUUCUUCAUUAAGUUCUCUUUUCACUGGUAUACCAUUGAACACUACAAGUGCAAUAACCACAAAUUCAGAUACUACAACAAACUCAAAUGUUACAUUCAAUAGUAGACCAUUAUUCGGUGCUCCAAAUUUGGUUUCAGCCACUACCGUUGCUUCAUCAACCUGCAGCACUGGUGCAAAUAUCUUUUUGUUUGGCAAUCCAAAUCAGACGUCUUCUACGAUUAAUACAGGAUCUGUAACCACUGUUUCGCCUGCAAACACCGUUAUUGGUCUCACUGGAACUCCUAUUUCGAAAAGUGAGACUUUCAAUAAAACACCGACUACAUCCGUCUCUUCACUUUUCGGUGGUGCUGCUUUCAGUACGCCCGUUUCUGUACCAUCUUGUGGAAUCGCCUCUAAUACACAUGUGUCUACACUUUUUGGUGGAUCUACUCCAACCACAACUAUUCUAGCAUCUCCAAUGUUUGGUACCACAGUUUUCGGUAAAGGUACUUCCUCGAGCGGGGGUUUAUUCACUGGUACAAAUGUUUCUUCGUUUCAAACUAUAACUUCUUCCUCCAUCCUACAAUCACCUGGAGUAACUGGUCUUUUCAGUGUUUCUAAUUCAGUAACUUCGCCAUCCACUCUAACCAGUACAACAACUACUAGUGCUACUACUACUUCAAUGACUCCUAGUUUUUCUAGUCCAUUUGGCUCUUCUGUUUUUGGAGGUAAUUCCACUUUACCUGGACAGUCUCUAUUUCAAAAUACAACAGCAACUAAUACUAUUGCAACAGUGUCGUCAUCGGCAGGCUUGUUUGGUACAUUGGCCAAUACGUCAGUUGUCGGUGGUAACAAACUGUUCAGUUCACAGCCAGCUACACAAACAAGUGGUUUUUUAUUUGGUUCUCCGUUUAAUGCUCCAGUGUCCGGUGGUGGUUCCAAUCUAUUUCAGGUCAAUACUUCAAAUCCUACUACCACUGUUUCGUCAUCUACAUUAUUCGGUGCUAGUCUGUUUAAUACGCCAUCUGUAAAUUCACCUGUAAAUAACAAUAACACUACUGCUGUAUCUACAGUGCCAGCACAAGUUACAACUUCUAGUCUGUUUAGUUUCGUUUCGGGCACAUCUUCAUUAUUUAGUGGUGCAUCAAUAACUUCUAACCAGGUGAAUCCAACGGCUCCUGGUACCGGUCUUUUUGCAGCAGUGGCGACUGUCAAUUCUCAACAGAUUACAUCUAAUUCAACUGGUGGGAGUGCUGGCCUCUUCGGUUCACCUAUGGGAUCCGAUACAAAAUCUACAAACAGUUUAUUCUCUGUAUCAAACUUAAGUCUUGCUUUUGCAAAUCAAGCUAACUCUACUUUAUUUGGUUCGCCUAAUUCAAGUACACAGAAUAAUAUUAUUUCUGGAGCAAGUGCAUCACUGUCAAGUCCUCAAUCUGGUCUUUUCAACAGUUCAAUUUUAGGUUCAUCUUUGUUUGGCUCUCCUACACCUGUUACUACAAUGAGCGGAGGUGGUGGCGGGUUAUUUAGUAAUGUCGGAACAAAUGUUAAUCCAGGAGCAGGUUUAUUUGGUACACAGACACCUACUACUGGCGUUGGUGGUUUUGGAAGUUCACCAACUUUUGGCAGUCCUGCAUUUGAUAAACCAGUUGGACAAGGUUUAUUCGGAAUGAAUGGUCCCGGGGCAUUUAAUUCUAGUGGCGGAUUAUUUGGUUCAACUGGGCCCUUGUUCGGUGGUGGUGGUGGUUCUAACCCCGCACCUGUAGGUGGUGGAUUGUUUGCCUCUUUAGGGAGUAAAUCAGAUAAUUUAAGUUUUGGAUCACUUGCUCAAAACUCACCACCUGGUGGAAAUAUCCCUGCUUCACCUUUUGGUACUAGUCCUUCAUUUACUCAAAGACGCGCUUGA